AUGACUCGACUGCUUCCGCCGGCCAAAGCGGACACUCCAGAGUUGACCAGCCGAUUGGAGCUGAUAGCCAAGCUCAGGGUGCCCGCGGAAUGGGUGCUACUGGCUAGGGCGCAUCGAGCUAAGUACGAGCACUUGCCGGCGAUCGAAGCGGAGCACUUGCUAGGCGCGCGUCAGUACAACGCGGCCCACCGCGUCUUGUUGGAGGAGCUGCAGACGCAAGCCGUGCUUGGAGACGACCUGAAGAGCAUAGCACCUCUCCUAGAACAACUCAACGAAGCGGCACAGAAACAACUCGUGAGCGGCUGGGAGUGUGGCGGGCAAGCGCUGUAUCACUACCUACACGUGGUGGGCGAAAUCCGCGGAUUAGUAUCGGGCGGUCCCACGCGCGGUGCGGUGCCCGCGCGACUAGAAGCGUUAAGACCGCGGGUCGCCGCCGCUUGUCGUUCGCUGAGACAGCUACAGCCUACAACCCCGAGACACUGCGCAGCGCGAGCAGAAAUGGGUGCAAGACUAGUUCAACUGGCGUUAGCGGCCGGAGAGCCUCCGCACCAUUUGGCUGCCUUACUGAAAGCCUUAAGACUGCCUGCGGACUGUACAGCACAUGCACAUUAUAAGGAAGAAAGAGACAAAUGA
Molecule: messenger RNA, 633 nt
Organism: Ostrinia nubilalis (European corn borer)
Lineage: Eukaryota; Metazoa; Arthropoda; Insecta; Lepidoptera; Crambidae
Exons: 7
Coding region: 1-633 (210 amino acids)
Source: RefSeq, a predicted model, not a curated record